AUGCGAGCACUCCAGAAGAAUGCCACAUGGGAGCUCAUGCCUUUACCUCAUGAAAAAAAGACGGUAGGAUGCAGGUGGAUCUAUACUUUGAAACUCAAAGCAAAUGGAUCCAUUGAAAGAUACAAAGCUAAACUAGCAGCGAAGGGGUACACACAGAUAUAUGGGUGGGCUACCAGGAGACCUUUGCCCUAG
Messenger RNA from Prunus armeniaca (apricot), 192 nucleotides. The record is from the annotation of a GenBank genome assembly. NCBI's taxonomy places the organism in Eukaryota, Viridiplantae, Streptophyta, Magnoliopsida, Rosales, Rosaceae.